AUGUCUUAUAAUAGUUCAGCAGGGACUUCAGGCGUCCCAUUCGGCGCACAGAAUGCACUACUGACGGCCUCGGUUCGCGAGCGUUCGACGGACACGAUCAAACCAUUCGAAGAGACUCUGGUGCGCACCCUGCAGAGGGAGACCCGAGCAUUCGGCGACCAGCUCACUCAGGCCGCCGAACACUUCAGGAAACAGCAAGAGGCUCUCGACGAGGAGGAUAUCCAGAUGGAUCCUGGUACCAUCUGCGCUCUCAAGAUGUCUGCGUCGACCGCCCGUCACAAUAAACGAGUGUUACUGGCAUAUGCGAUGCAACGCCGGAAUGCGAUCUUGGAUGUAUACUGGGCCUGUUCAGCCUCGGUGCCCAACACCCUAGUAGCCUCAUCCUCGAACGUGAGUGCGGAGAAGCCCGAGGGGAGUUCGGAGCGAGUCAGCGACCCGAUCUCCAAGGUACUCACGCCGGUCGAGCUCGAGUACCUCCGAGCCCACUCUACACUCGUCCACGAUCUCGCCAAACCAUACCACGCCUACACCGUCAAUCUCUUGGGUAAUCUGGCCAGAGGUCCUUCUCGUGGGCUGUUCAUCCAGGUCGAAUGUAUGCGUGAGUUGGGCGAGGUGGCCGUUGGUGAUGGCGGCGGGAUGAUCAAGUUCGAGGUCGGAAGUCGUUACUUUGUGAAGAGGAGCGAAGUCGAACAACUCAUCGAAGGCGGCUGGCUCAUGGAGAUUCCUCGAUGA
This is a messenger RNA of Puccinia graminis f. sp. tritici CRL 75-36-700-3, 732 nucleotides long. RefSeq lists its product as uncharacterized. The transcript is spliced from 2 exons. Gene Ontology annotation, cellular component: GINS complex. The record is from RefSeq and is a predicted model, not a curated record. Bases 1 to 732 code for a protein of 243 amino acids. Lineage: Eukaryota; Fungi; Basidiomycota; Pucciniomycetes; Pucciniales; Pucciniaceae. Gene Ontology annotation, biological process: DNA replication; DNA strand elongation involved in mitotic DNA replication.